AUGGCUGGUGUGAUCAUGAUCUCCGAAUGGACCAGCAUCUAUGAACAGUAUUCCCAGACAGGAGUCCAACCGCAGUAUGCACAGAAGGCCUUUUUCGCCAAGAGAGAAGCUCAGCUGGAAGAGUACCUUGGCCAAGCUGCACUCGCAGUCGCUCGUGGCUGUCGAGACUGGUGUGCUACUGACGAUGAAGAGAUCAGGUGGUCACAAAGGUGCUACUGGCAACCACAAAACCACUUGCGUUUGCAAAAGAGCGCUAUUUUGGGGUCUUUGAGGCUCCUGAGGUUUGGAAUGAUUUGUUGCAAGGUGGCCUCCUGCCCAAUCAUCUGA
This is a messenger RNA of Durusdinium trenchii, 327 nucleotides long. The record is from the annotation of a GenBank genome assembly. NCBI's taxonomy places the organism in Eukaryota, Dinophyceae, Suessiales, Symbiodiniaceae.